Molecule: messenger RNA, 3429 nt
Organism: Malaclemys terrapin pileata
Lineage: Eukaryota; Metazoa; Chordata; Testudines; Emydidae
Gene: EHD3
Product: EH domain containing 3
Exons: 6
Coding region: 754-2361 (535 amino acids)
Biological process (GO): endocytosis; endosomal transport
Cellular component (GO): cytoplasm; plasma membrane
Molecular function (GO): calcium ion binding; GTP binding; protein binding
Source: RefSeq, a predicted model, not a curated record
CAGCCUCACCCUGCCCGCGAGAACGGCCAGACCUUGCCAGCAGCUGAUGACUUCCGUCGCUCGUCAAUUUCCUGAACGGCUGGCAUUUAAACACCAGCUGCGGCACCAGGGGAGGAUGCUGUUGUGAUUCAGCUACCUCUUCUCCAGAGCUGCAGCAUGCACCCUCCGGGAGCAAAUCAGCGCCUCGGUCCCACCUCUACGAUCUGAAAGGAAAGAGUGAAUGAAGUUUAGCAUUUAAUUGCCUCGCAAACCGGGCUGGGGGGAGGCAUUUUCAUUUUGCAUUAUAAUUGCAAUUCAAGAUGAGUUUUUAUGCAAAUGCUUAAAAAAGCCUCCCUAUUGCAGAUUUAAACCCACAAAACCAUCAAAGCUCCAGUUGUGGUUAACAAGAGAUCCUGGACGAAAUCCAGGGCAGUCAUCUCAUCUUCCAUUGAUGCAAGAAAAAGGACGUUGUUGUGCAGCCACUACGGGUAUUUCAUCCCCCCUCUCCACUGCAUCCUGCCCUAGUGUCUUGCUUUGCAUAACAGAGAAUGCUCUUUCCUAGAGGAUAACCAGCAACCUCUGGAGAUAAACAGAAAUUUGCUGCUUUAACAUAAACAAAUAUACAGUGACUAAAUUUAGGAAUUGCUGCCUGGAACCCUCCCCAGAAAGCCCACCGGCUGAACUAUAUACCUCUUCUGCUCUGUGCUUUGGAGACCAAGCUUCACUGAAAAGGAGAGAGCACUGAAAGGCAAUCACCUCUCCGGCCAUUCCAUCAUGUUCAGCUGGUUGGGUACCGAUGACAGGAGGAGGAAAGACCCUGAAGUGUUCCAGACUGUGAGCGAGGGACUCAAAAAGCUCUACAAAACCAAGCUGCUCCCUUUGGAAGACUACUACAAAUUCCACGAGUUUCAUUCGCCAGCCCUGGAAGAUGCUGACUUUGAUAAUAAGCCAAUGGUGCUGCUGGUGGGGCAGUAUUCCACUGGGAAGACCACCUUUAUCAGGUACCUGCUGGAACAGGAUUUCCCAGGGAUGAGAAUUGGACCAGAGCCUACGACUGACUCCUUCAUCGCAGUGAUGCAGGGGGACGUGGAGGGGAUCAUUCCUGGUAAUGCACUGGUGGUGGAUCCAAAAAAACCCUUCAGGAAACUCAAUGCUUUUGGCAAUGCUUUUUUGAACAGAUUUGUAUGUGCCCAGCUGCCCAAUCCAGUUCUAGAGAGCAUCAGUGUGAUCGAUACUCCAGGGAUCCUUUCAGGAGAGAAGCAAAGAAUUAGCCGAGGUUAUGACUUUGCAGCCGUGUUGGAGUGGUUUGCAGAGCGGGUCGACCGCAUCAUUCUCCUCUUCGAUGCCCACAAGCUGGACAUCUCAGACGAGUUCUCUGACGUCAUCAAGGCACUGAAGAACCACGAGGACAAGAUGAGGGUGGUGCUCAACAAGGCUGACCAAAUCGAGACCCAGCAGCUGAUGCGCGUAUAUGGCGCCCUCAUGUGGUCCCUGGGGAAGAUCGUCAACACGCCUGAGGUGAUCAGGGUCUAUAUCGGCUCCUUCUGGUCCCAUCCGCUGCUGAUCCCUGACAACCGCAAACUGUUUGAGGCCGAGGAACAGGACCUGUUCAGGGAUAUUCAAAGCCUGCCCCGCAAUGCAGCCCUGCGGAAGCUGAACGAUCUCAUCAAGCGGGCACGGCUGGCCAAGGUCCAUGCCUACAUCAUUAGCUCCCUGAAGAAGGAAAUGCCAUCAGUGUUUGGUAAAGACAAUAAGAAGAAGGAGCUUGUGAACAAUUUGGGGGAGAUUUAUAGCCGGAUCGAACGGGAGCAUCAGAUCUCACCAGGAGACUUCCCGAAUCUCAGAAAGAUGCAGGAUCAGCUGCAGGGUCAAGAUUUCAGCAAAUUCCAGCCACUGAAGAGUAAACUGCUGGAGACAGUGGAAGACAUGCUGGCCAAUGACAUUGCACAGCUCAUGGUGCUGGUACGCCAGGAAGAGUCCCAAAGGCCCAUGCAGAUGGUGAAGGGAGGUGCCUUUGAGGGCACCCUGCAUGGCCCAUUUGGACAUGGCUACGGCGAAGGAGCGGGAGAAGGAAUCGAUGAUGCAGAGUGGGUGGUGGCCAGAGACAAGCCCAUGUACGAUGAGAUCUUUUACACACUGUCGCCCGUCGAUGGUAAAAUAACUGGGGCCAAUGCCAAGAGGGAGAUGGUGAGAUCCAAGCUGCCCAACACCGUGCUGGGUAAGAUAUGGAAACUGGCUGACAUCGACAAGGACGGGAUGCUGGAUGAUGAGGAAUUUGCCUUGGCUAAUCAUCUCAUUAAGGUCAAGUUGGAAGGUCACGAGCUCCCAAAUGAACUUCCUUCCCAUCUCCUCCCUCCAUCCAAGAGGAAACUGACAGAGUGAAAAGAAGGUCACCGGAGAGACACAGGAGGAUGGGGAAAGAGAGAAGACCCAGAGACACGUUUACUUAAAUUAUACCUUUAGAUGUGAGGUCACGUUUGGAUUUAUAACAAUUUUAAUGUACAAAGGAAAACCUAAAGCAAAACAAAAAAGCUCUGCCCUUUCUCAUAAUAACAUGCAACUAACUCUUCCUAUGUAAUGUCCUUGCUUCCUAAUGUGUAGUCUGUAAAGAUGAAGGGAAAGGAAAGGCUUAGAGGCAGUGGCAGAAGUUGACAGAAGGGGGUGGAGGGAAGAAUCAAGUAGGCUGUGUCUUCUGGGGUUGGAUUAGGCACAAGUUAUCUGAGGAUAAUCUCCAGAGUCAUUCCUGAACUUCAUCCACGCUAUUUAGUUGGGUUCAGACGCAGCCUGAGAUUUGUGAAAUUCCUGGUGGGAAAGGAGAAGCGACACAAAAGUCCCUGAGCUGCAGAUCAAAGUAAAAGACCACAUCACCGUUAGUGAUGAGCCCCCACAGAAACCCCAGAUAAAAGCCCUCAUGGACAGGGUCUAUAGAGGUGUCUGCAGUCUGGAUCCAGAUCUAGUUAUGAAUUUUCCAAGUGGCCCCUGUCAUUAGGGCGGGCUCAGCCAAAACAGCAGCUCUGAACACACGCAAACUUCAUUGCUUUUGAAAUCUGGAUCUGAAUUUGGCAGCUUGAAUUCCUCUAACCACAGUGGGUCAGAUCCAACAAGCUACUGAGCACCUGUAUCUCCCAUUGACACCAGUGGGAGAUUCCGACUCAGGGCAUGGCCAAGCAAAUGAUAAUACAACCCACAGGAAAACAAAGAAGGAGGGGACGAAGGCAUGGAGAUAGUUGAAUGUUUAGAGGCAGAGAUCAGAUGGUUUAGAGGGGAGGAAUUUCCCCCACUUCAUCAUCCUCAAAUAAUCCACUGAAUGUGUCAUACGGAACUGCUCAGUGUUUUCCUCUUCUGAAAGCUUUCUGGACAAUGGAUGGUAUUUAUCAUUCCAAGAAAGUGAUAUGUUUACCUGUUAUCACAGAAGUGUGUACAAUGAAAACCGCAAGCUCAUGUUCUUAU